Aspergillus calidoustus is the source of this 3384-nucleotide messenger RNA. The record is from the annotation of a GenBank genome assembly. NCBI's taxonomy places the organism in Eukaryota, Fungi, Ascomycota, Eurotiomycetes, Eurotiales, Aspergillaceae.
AUGUGGCCGGAGAAACAAAGCAAGGGGUCCAGCAGUACCCCAUACUACCAGAAUGGGACGCGGCCAGGCAUGCCGGAUGGUCCAGCUAAAAGCGCCUCUAGCUCUGGAAUGUCCCAUGACGAAGCAAAACCUGAAAAGGCAGGGGUCGUCGAUGGGCUCAGAGAUGCCUUGAAGGUGAUGCAGCUGGCUUCCCGACCACUGCCGACCGACACAGGAGACGGGUCAUACGUUACAGAUGGUCACUAUGGCGGAAGUCUGUGGGCAGAUAUACGGGCGCUGGGAAUCGAAGAUGCUAGCACUAUCAAGGAUCUUAUUGAGACAACCGCGCGCGGACCUUUGGUAGACGACAAGACCAUGCUAAUGGAACGCAUAAUACGGCUGGUUGCCAAAAUGCCCGACAAGUCCCAGAACAGGGACUUGGCUACCCACAAGUUUCUGGCAAAGCUCUGGGACUCUCUGCCUCAUCCUCCGCUCUCAUAUGUUGGCGACAAGUAUGCGUAUCGGUCGGCAGACGGGUCUGAGAACAACCCCGUUCUCCCACGACUUGGUGCAGCAGACACGGAAUAUGCGCGCACUACCGAGCCUUCGAAGAUUAGACCACCCAAUAUGCCCGAUCCGGGGUUGAUCUUUGAUAGCAUUUUUGCACGAGACACAUUCAAGCCACAUCCUAACAAUGUCUCCAGCUUCUUCUUCACCUGGGCGUCCUUGAUCAUACAUGACAUCUUCCAAACCGAUCCAGCACACCCGGAGAAAAACCGAACCUCAUCCUAUCUUGAUCUAUCGAUCCUGUACGGCGACAACCAGGACGAGCAGAACCAGAUGCGUACAUUCGCGGAUGGCAAGAUCAAAGCGGACUCUUUCUCGGAGCCGCGCCUACACGCCCUACCAGCGGCAUCAGGCGUAGUCUUGAUCAUGUUGAACAGAUUCCACAACCAUGUCGCUGCACAGCUAGCCGCUAUCAACGAAAACAACCGGUUCAAAAAGCCAGAAAGUGAAACACUUGACCCCGCCGAGGCCCGGGCAGCCAUCGCAAAGUACGACAAUGACCUCUUCCAGACGGCGCGGCUGAUCACCUGCGGUAUGUACAUCAACAUCACCCUGCACGAUUAUCUCCGCACGAUCAUCAAUCUCAACCGCGACAACUCGACCUGGAAUCUGGAUCCGCGGACAAGCGAAGAGCACGAUCCGGUUGCUUCCGCGCAGGGGAACCAAUGUUCGGUCGAGUUUAAUCUUGCGUACCGCUGGCACUCGACAAUCAGUCAACAAGAUGAACUCUGGGCGGAGAAGGCAUACCAAGAGAUUGUCGGGGUUCAGGGCAAAGAUGCCACGAAGGAGCAACUCAUGCGGGGAAUGAAAGGGAUGGCCGGAAAAAUAGACAAAGACCCGUCUAAGCGCACAUUCGGUGGCAUGAAGCGCCAAUCCGACGGUAAAUUCCGAGAUGCAGAGUUGGUCGAUAUCUUAACGCGCGCAAUCGAAGAGGUCGCUGGAUCAUUCGGUCCUCGCAAUGUGCCCAAGGUCUUACGGACGGUUGAAAUCCUCGGUAUAGAGCAGGCCCGGAAAUGGAACGUCGGCACUCUGAACGAGUUCCGCAAGUUCUUUGACCUGAAGCCCUACGAAACCUUUGAGGAGAUCAACUCGGACCCCGGUAUAGCGGAUCAAUUGCGCCAUCUGUAUGAACGACCAGAUUACGUCGAGCUCUAUCCUGGUAUCGUUGCGGAAGAGCCCAAGAGCCCCAUGGUUCCAGGGGUCGGCAUUGCCCCUGGCUACACCGUUUCUAGAGCUGUCCUGUCUGAUGCGGUGGCCCUUGUUCGAGGCGAUAGGUUCUACACGAAGGAGUUCAAUGCCAAGAAUAUGACCAAUUGGGGCUUUGCGGAGGCAAAGUACGACAUGGAUAUCAACCAAGGCUGCUGCUUCUACCGGCUGGCUCUUAGGGCAUUCCCUCGAUGGUUCAGGUACAACUCCAUCUAUAUCCACUACCCUAUGACCAUCCCCAGGGAGAACAGCGUCAUUAUGAGGACACUCGGGCGGGAGCAGGAUUAUACAUGGUACCGCCCCGCGUAUAGCCCGCCCAGGACGGAUGUUUUCAAUUAUCACAACGUUCGUCGUAUCUUGGAAGACCCGUCCAACUUCCGGGUGGUCUGGGGCGAGGCAACUGCAUAUGUAUUCGGAGAGCGCGGGUGGGACUUUAUGCUCUCGGGUGACGCCCCUUCUCAUGCUACCCAGCGCGAUAUCAUGUCGCGCUCCCUCUACCAGGCGCACUGGCACGAUGCAGUUAAGCAGUUCUAUCUUGAGAUUACUCAACAGCUGUUGGUUGAAAAGUCUUGCCGGAUUGGUAACGUCAACCAGGUGGACAUUACUCGAGACGUCGGAAAUCUGGCCCAUGUUCAUUUUGCGGCCAACAUCUUCUCCCUGCCUCUAAAGACAGAUACGAAUCCACAUGGCGUCUUCACUGAACAUGAGAUGUUCGAGAUCAUGGCCCUGAUUUUUACGGCAAUAUUUUUCGAUGUGGACCCAGUGAAGUCGUUUUUCCUCCGCCACAAGGCACGGGAGGCAGCAGAAAAGUUUGGAAAGCUGGUUGAGAUGAAGGUCAAGGCAAUCAGCAAUUCCGGCUUCUUGGCAACAGUGCUAGGCAAAAGACGUGCUAACAAGAAUGCACUCUACCACUAUGGUGUCCACAUGGUGGAACGUCUGCUCCACAGCGGCCUGGAUGCAGAACAGGUGACCUGGUCGCAGAUUCUCCCCACGGCCAUCUCCAUGGUGCCUAACCAGGCCCAGGUCUUCACGCAGAUAAUUGACUACUAUCUCUCGGACCGCGGAAGGCAGCAUCUGCCGGACAUCAACCGUGUUGCCAAGGAGGAUACGCCCGCCUCGGAUGAAAUACUUCUCCGAUACUGCAUGGAGGCAAUUCGCUUGAACGGGGUUUUUGGCUCGUACCGAGAGUCCCAGACCGGCCUAAGUCUCGAGGAUAAACAUGGUCUGGUCCAGAUAAAGCCGGGGGACAAAGUAUUCGUGAGCUUCGUUGACGCCAACAAGGACCCCAACAUAUUCCCGAACGCAUAUGAGGUCGACCUGACUCGACCCAUGGAGUCGUAUAUCCAUUAUGGUGUUGGGCCUCACUCAUGCCUUGGAGGGGAUGCCAGCAAGGUGGCUCUGACAGCCAUGCUGCGAGUUGUAGGCCGGUUGGACAACCUUCGACCUGCACCUGGCCCACAGGGAAAUCUGAAGAAGAUCAAACGGGAGAAUGGCUUUUACACAUACAUGCGAGAGGAUGAGUCCAGUUUCUACGCGUUCCCGAUGAGUUGGAAACUUCAUUACGAUGGCCCGGCUUCCGAUUUGGAGCAUGAGCAAAUUCUGUGCAAUGGUCUUGGACAUUGGCGGAAUUAA